UGUUUAUUUUUUAGUUGUUUUUUUUAAUCUGCAACACAACAGUGUGCAAGACAGUAAAUUUAGAGAGAGAGAGAGAAUCCGUGGGAGGAAAUGGGUCUCCCGCUAUGCGUGUCUGAUAUUUUCCAAACUACCAAAAACUCCUCCCCCGGUCCUAUUUUAAGGCCCUUACCACACGACAACAGCAAAAACCUCGCACACUAAGCACAUCACUUCACCAGGCACAAGUAGAAAUGCUUCUGAUGUAUUUGAUCUUGGCUCUGAUUCGGAUCCCCUUCUCUGAGGCUCGCCAUGAGCUACAAGAGAUGCUUGCUGAGUCCAACUCACAAGUUCUUCUCCCAUGUGACUGCAACAGCUCUUCGUCAAUCGCCAUCACCUGGACCAAGGAUCACCAAGGCACCGUAUGGCGACAGGAGAGGAGCGGCUUGCAGUUUUGGGGCUCGAGAUGGCUGCAGAAAGGUCAGCAGCGCGUGCGCUGCCCCCGCUGCCAGCUCCAGGCAGGCGACUGCGGCCUGCGAAUCAGCGACGUCCGGGAGAAGGACGGCGGCCGCUACGCUUGCAAGUUUCAGAGCGGCGGACAAAUCAUCACGCGCCGGCUCGUGCUGAGAGUCAUCAAAGUGUCUUUCUAUCCGGUGGCGCCGGUGGCGGGGGUCCACGUUUCAAUCAACUGCAGUGUGACCCCCAGGCCUCAAGGUGCCACAGUGCAGUGGCGAGUAAACAACGGCUCGUUUGCGCCUUCGAGCGGGGCGAGCCCGCCGACCCCUCGGUGGAGCUUGCAGGAGAAGGCGAGCGUGCGAUUGGCGGGAGAGUGGAUGUGCGUGGUGGCCAGCGGAGACGCGCAAGGCCGAGCCUCGGCUGCUUUAACUGUGAGAGGAAUCGUCCACCCGUCCCGAGACGCGACCAAGGUUUACGCCGCCGUGGGGUCCGGAGCCACCCUCCCCUGCGUCUUCUCCCCUGGCUCAAAUCCCUCGAAGCCCACCUGGCAGAAACUCCAAGCCGGUUCUCUCUGGAGGCCCGCUUCCUUCUCCUCUUCCCCGCCUGCUUCCCAGCCCGCUUGGGACCACUCGGCCCGUUUCAAAGAGACUGCCCUCGAGGACGAGGGAACGUACCGAUGCGGCGGGGUGGUGGAAGGACACAGCCUGUCUCGGAAAGUGCAGCUGGUUGUGGCCACAAUUGAGCGCAGCGUCACCUGGAAGAAAGCGCUCACGCUGACCUGUCAGCUGACGGACACCAGCGAGGUCACCCGCUACCAGUGGGUCCGCGUGACCCACGACGCCAGCGGCAAGCGCCGGGUGGAAACUGUCCAGGAGGGGAAGAAUCUUCGCGUGAGUGACGUGUCGCACGGGGACGCCGGCGAAUGGGCGUGUCGUUUUUUCGGAGAGCGGGGACUCCUGGGCAACGUAACGCAAGGCAUCGGGCCUCCAUUGGAUCACGCGAGUGGCUCGGCAGGAGUGUCGCCCAGCACCUCAGUCGCGCUCGGUGUCAGUGCUCUCCUGCUUCUUCUGCUCCUUCUUCUGGCUCGGAUGUACAAGAACCAUCAGAGGAGAAAAAGAAUUUUGCAGUACACCACGCUGGAGUCCAUUCUCCAUGCAAGGUCCAAGGAGCGCGAGGCAAAAGACCCAAGUCGAGUGAAAAAAUGGACGCCACUCCAGACCUAAGCCACAAAACUGGCAAACCGCCUGGGAGCACUGGAGCAGUUGUGUUUUUUAAGACUUUUGGGCAUUAUUAUUGCCCGCUCACUGUCCAUCAGCGUUUGCAAUUCAGGAGAAGGGUUAGGGUUAACUGUUGCUUUUCACCUUGACUGUGUGUGUGUCUUCUUUUAUUCCACAAUAAAAAAAA
This is a messenger RNA of Hippocampus comes (tiger tail seahorse), 1836 nucleotides long. It is a transcript of the gene lag3, whose product is annotated as lymphocyte activating 3. Gene Ontology annotation, cellular component: external side of plasma membrane; membrane raft. NCBI's taxonomy places the organism in Eukaryota, Metazoa, Chordata, Actinopteri, Syngnathiformes, Syngnathidae. Bases 231 to 1655 code for a protein of 474 amino acids. Gene Ontology annotation, molecular function: MHC class II protein binding; protein tyrosine kinase binding. The record is from RefSeq and is a predicted model, not a curated record. Gene Ontology annotation, biological process: T cell activation; interleukin-15-mediated signaling pathway; positive regulation of ERK1 and ERK2 cascade. The transcript has 8 exons.